Molecule: messenger RNA, 1965 nt
Organism: Kwoniella botswanensis
Lineage: Eukaryota; Fungi; Basidiomycota; Tremellomycetes; Tremellales; Cryptococcaceae
Exons: 10
Coding region: 1-1965 (654 amino acids)
Cellular component (GO): membrane
Molecular function (GO): acetyl-CoA transmembrane transporter activity
Source: RefSeq, a predicted model, not a curated record
AUGCCACCUAAACGAAGCACCCGUUCGACAAAAUCCACCGGCAAGACAACUUCGACAUCAGUAGAACCUACGACUCCCAAUUCAGCUUCAUCUCUUAGUCAACGGAUAACCAGAUCGGCUUCAACAGCACAUACACAAGAGGUAUCACCUGGACCAUCCACUUCGAUAUCUAGUAAUUCGGGAUCACCUGAUACCGACGAAGUAGAGAGCGAGAUGUUACAUCGUGAAUCCCAUACCUUGAGAGGCAGGAAUUUGGAAGAUCUCAAUGAGCUAGAAGAAAAGGGGUUGUUGAUGAGGAGAGAGAUGUCUGCUGAAUCGAUUGAGGAUCAUGUGAAUUCACCUAGAAGAAGAAACCCUCCAAAAGGCAAAGAGAAAGAAAAGGAUAAAGAUAGGUAUGAGAAAGUAGAGUUGCUAGAUCGGGAUAGGUAUCAAGACGAAGAAGAGGGAGAGGGAUUGACUAGUCCUAGGGAUAAGAAGGCUUUUGCGUUGCUUCAAGGUAUACCACUCGGUCUCACAUUCGGUACUCUCCCUUUCCUCCUCAAAUCUCACUUAUCAUACUCUCAACUAGCCAUCUUCGCCCUUUCUACCUGGCCAUAUUCCCUGAAACUACUUUGGUCCCCUAUAGUCGAUGCGUGGUUCGUGAAAAGUUGGGGAAGGAGGAAAAGCUGGAUCGUACCUGUACAGGGGAUUGUAGGGCUGGGUAUGUGGUGGAUUGGUGGAAGGGUUGAAGGGUGGUUGAACGCUGAAACGAUAAAUAUACGGUUCAUAACGGGUGUAUUUGGUAGCUUGAUCUUAGCUGCUGCGACUCAAGAUAUCGCUGUAGAUGGAUGGGCACUUACUCUCCUUUCGCAACCGAACCUAUCUUAUGCCUCCACCGCUCAGACAAUAGGUAUAGGUAUUGGAAAUGCUCUGAGCUUUACCGUGUUCUUAGCGUUCAAUAGUGUAGAUUUCAGCAACAAAUACUUCCGAUCUACUCCUCUCGAUUAUCCGUUAGUAUCCCUCGGAGGGUAUCUACGCUUUUGGGCGGUAGUCUUCGUCCUAGUUACUGUGUUACUGGCAAUUUACAAGACGGAAGACCCACCUGCGGAAGAUGAUCCCGAUAUGGACGUGAAGAAGGUAUAUAAGGUCAUGUGGAGUAUAGUAAGGCUGAAGAACAUCCAAUCUUUCCUUCUCGUCCAUCUGGUCUGUAAAAUAGGAUUUAUGGUCAACGAUUCAGUGACAGGUCUUAAACUGCUCGAAAAAGGUCUAUCGAAAGAAGAUCUAGCUAUAGCUGUAUUGUUGGAUUUCCCAGCUCAGAUGGCAGUAGGUUGGUUAGCCGCUAAAUGGUCUAGACCCACUUCGGCAUCGGCUUCCUCGUCGAAACACCCCUUGAGUGGUAAAGAAGAUGGAUCAGGAGGAGUAUUGAGAACUUGGUUAUAUGCUUUUUGGGCUAGAUUAGCUAUGGCUGCGAUAUCCACUUUGGUAGUUAAAGGAUUUCCAAACGGGAAAAUCGGAAAUGGUUAUUUCGGGUUGGUCAUUGCAACGACACUAUUAUCUUCUUUAACUAGUACUGUUCAAUUCGUGGGGAUAUGCGCUUUCCAUACGCAGAUUGCUGAUCCUCUAAUUGGUGGAACAUACAUGACGUUAUUGAACACCGUAUCGAAUCUGGGAGGGACAUGGCCUAAACCAUUAAUCUUACGAUCAGUCGAUCUCUUGACUAUCGCCACAUGUUCAGUACCCAUCAACACCACGCUCGAGAAGUCAUCAUUGGCUUCGACCUCGAGCAACGAAUGUAUUUCCGAGGCUGGUAAACAUGCGUGUUCAGCCGCGGGAGGUGAAUGUGUCGUAAUUAGAGAUGGAUAUUAUAUAAUGAGUAUGGUAUGUGUCACGUUAGGUGCGAUGAUUCUGGUUGGGUUUGUUUUGCCUAAUGUGAAGAGGUUAUCAGCGUUACCGAUGUCUGCUUGGAGGGUGAAGAUACCUAAUUAG